AUGCUACCCGUGGAGGUCUUGGAGGAAACUCAGUCAGAACUGGUAAAUUAUAAAAAUUCGGGGAUGUCACUCAUCGAGUGUAGUCAUCGCGGUCCCCACUAUGAUGAAGUUCACAACGAAGCAGUAGGGCUCGUCAAGGAACUGCUGCGCGUUCCGGACGAAUUUGGAAUUCUGUUUCUUCAGGGCGGAGCGACAUUGCAGUUCGCAAUGACAGCCAUGAAUUUACUCGCACCUUCGCAAAAGGCAGCCAUUGUACAUAGCGGACACUGGGCAAAUCUUGCGAUGAAGGACAGUCAGGUUUACGGUAACGUGUAUAUCGCUUGGGAUGGUACAGACGAUCAGUUUAGUCGCACACCCAGCGAGAAUGAAAUCGAACUGCAACCGGAUACUCGCUACCUCCAUAUCACGACUAACGAAACCAUCGGUGGUGUUCGACUGUACGAUUGGCCAGACUUGGGUGUUCCUUUGGUCGGCGAUAUGUCUUCCGAUUACUUUUCCAGACACAUUCCUUGGAAUCUCAUGGACGUUGCAUACGGCGGUGCCCAGAAGAAUCUGGGACCAUCAGGACUUACACUCGUGAUCGUGCGAAAGUCGGUGCUUGAGACGCACCCGCGGGAUCUUCCCACCUACCUUGACUACCGAGUUCACUAUGCUACUAACUCUCGUUUUAACACGCCGGCAAUUUUCCCGAUUUAUGUCGCGGGAAAAGUGCUCAAGUGGUACAAAGAUAAAGGCGGAGUGGAUGAAUUUGAAAAAUUGUCCAUAGCAAGAUGUGCACACCUGUAUGGAAUGAUUGACGCCAGCAAUGGGUUUUACAAUUGCCCGGUUGAAGGUGAGAGCAGGUCUCGCAUGAAUGUUGUAUUCCGUUUGCCGAAUGAAGGUUUGGAAUCGAAGUUUCUGGCGGAUGCCGAACUGCAGGGUCUUGUGAAUCUUACGGGUCAUCGAAGUGUCGGUGGAAUUCGCGCAAGCAUUUACAAUUCCAUGCCUAUGGAAGGAGUGGAAAAACUGGCGAAUUUCAUGGAUAAUUUUCGCGCUUCACACUCCUAA
Molecule: messenger RNA, 1047 nt
Organism: Geodia barretti
Lineage: Eukaryota; Metazoa; Porifera; Demospongiae; Tetractinellida; Geodiidae
Source: the annotation of a GenBank genome assembly